Pseudomyrmex gracilis is the source of this 9024-nucleotide messenger RNA. RefSeq names its product neurogenic locus Notch protein (gene N). Gene Ontology annotation, molecular function: calcium ion binding; protein binding. Gene Ontology annotation, biological process: multicellular organism development; regulation of developmental process; cell differentiation. Gene Ontology annotation, cellular component: membrane. Bases 1374 to 8300 code for a protein of 2308 amino acids. The record is from RefSeq and is a predicted model, not a curated record. NCBI's taxonomy places the organism in Eukaryota, Metazoa, Arthropoda, Insecta, Hymenoptera, Formicidae. The transcript has 11 exons.
GACGCACGCUCUUGCGCGCGUCUCGUUCCAAGGGGGCUCGUUUUCGCGCGCCGAAACAGGUGGUCGCGUCGAACCGAGGAGGUGAAGUGAUAACGUGACUCGACUCGUUCGAAAAUCGAAUCGGACUCACUUUCGCGCCAGUCUCUCGCGUGUGUGUUUGUCCGAACUCGGCAACGGGGGACACAAUUCGACGAACGAGUCUGCGAAAUCCUCGAAGCGGAGUCGGAAAAUCUUCGAGCACGCGACUUUCGUUGAAACUCGAACGACCGGACAGAGAAAGUGCGCCAAGAAAUAACGCGACAAUCCAAUUUUGAGGGAGCAAGAAACAUCGGAUCGGAAGAAAAUACGUUGAAAUUCAGGACCACCGAAGCGAGCUCGAAAGUUUGACGUGAAGUUUGCCACCGACAGGGUGCGGCGUCCAGCGCCCUCUUACGCGGCUCUGAAGUGGUUCCAACGCGACAUAGAACAGUGUCCGAAUUUUUGACAGGUUGAACGAACGCGAGAGAUCAAACGGUGAUUAUUAAAUAAUCGAAGUAAGCUCGUUGUUUUUUGGAACAAUCGCGGGAAAACAUAUGUCGCACAUGGUAGCGCGUUGACAGAUGGUGUGUGUUGUCGCGCUCUCGAAACGUCGAGGAAGCAAAAGUGCCGCAUACACAAAAGCAGAAGAAAACCUGCGCCGUUUCGUCUGCAGACAGAUAGUCGAACCCCCCGGGGUAUGAGACAACGUGAGAACAUGAAGAAGACGAGAAUGUCGGAUGGUUUUCUGGCGCCGUGUCGCGAAACGAGAGAAAGCCUGCGCGCUCCGGAAUUGCCACGGUGAUGGUCUCGUCGAGGUGGUGUCACGAAAAACGUUAUUAAAAUUCACACACAAAUUCGCCGCGGGAACGACGCGCGCGGCCAAGUUUUCCCCGAACCGCACACGUCCGACAUGAGACUGUCGUCCGUCGACUUUUUCCCGUUUCUACGUUUUGCGUUUCGUCGCGCCGUUCGUGCGAUUACUCUGGAAGGUUUUGUUGUUCUACUUGCACUUCGGGAACACUGCGUCCUUUCUGGAAAAUUGAGGAUUUAAUUUCGGAGCGGAGAAAAACAACGUGAUUUACGCGAGUGGCUUUCGAAAACAGUGCAAUAGUGAAGGUUGUUUUUUUUUGCGUGAUGAAAAUAUAAAACUGCUGUGAGAAUAUAAUAUAUCAGUGUGCGAGGUGUUGUACCCCCCGGAUGUGUUCGUAUUUUGUGAAAUAGUCCGAGGAAACUGUCGGUGUUGCAAACACAAAAACAAAAUGGAGUAAACAGUUCGCGCUCUGGAUUGUUUUGUCGAAAUAUGAGGAUUACGUUUUAUCGCUGCGACCGUCCUUGGGCUUCGAUUAUUAGCGAAAAUGUAUCUUACGUACGCGUGGCUGCUGUUGCUCCUGUUCGUCGUGGACUCGAGAUGCAUGUGCUCGAGCGGAUACACGGGGCAGAAUUGCGAGAGCGAAUACAUCCCCUGCGACCCGUCGCCAUGUGAAAACGGAGGCUCGUGUCAGCAGCGAGGCGAGCACGACUACGAGUGCAUCUGUCCUGAAGGAUUUCGAGGUCAUCAUUGCGACGAGAACAUCGACGACUGUCCGGGCAACCUUUGUCAAAAUGGCGCCACCUGUAUGGACCGGGUGAACGAGUAUUCGUGUCUGUGUCCGCCGUCCUUCACCGGUCCGCAAUGCGAGCUCGAUGUCGACGAGUGCUCGGUACGACCGUCCUUGUGCCACAACGGCGCUACGUGCACGAAUUCGCACGGCAGCUACUCUUGCAUAUGCGUGAACGGUUGGACCGGGCCCGAUUGCAGCGUCAACAUCGAUGACUGUGCAGGUGCAGCCUGCUUCAACGGCGCUACCUGCAUCGAUCGCGUCGGCAGCUUCUACUGUCAGUGCACGUACGGAAAGACUGGCUUGCUUUGUCAUCUUGACGACGCGUGCACGUCAAAUCCGUGCCACGAGGGCGCUAUUUGCGACACGAGUCCCAUCAACGGAUCUUUCACCUGCUCCUGCGCCAUCGGAUACAAAGGAUUGAACUGCUCCGAGGACAUCGACGAGUGCGAACAAGGAUCCCCGUGCGAACACGACGGAAUCUGCGUCAACACUCCCGGAUCGUUCGCUUGCAACUGUUCUCAAGGUUUCACAGGACCCAGAUGCGAAACGAACGUCAACGAAUGCGAGUCUCAUCCCUGCCAGAACGACGGCUCGUGCCUAGACGAUCCUGGCACGUUUCGAUGUGUUUGCAUGCCCGGAUUUACAGGCGUUAUGUGCGAGAUCGACAUAGACGAAUGCGCGUCCGCGCCAUGCUUGAACGGCGGCGUUUGCAGCGAUCUGAUCAAUUCGUUCAAGUGCACGUGCGCCGACGGAUUUGCCGGUUCCCAUUGUCAAAUCAACGUCGACGACUGCGCGUCCUCGCCGUGCAAGAACGGCGGAACUUGUCAAGACGGGAUCGCCCGCUACACCUGCGAAUGUCCACCUGGUUUUACAGGGCCAUCAUGCGAAACGAAUAUCAACGACUGCGCUUCCAAUCCGUGCCACUCCGGAACAUGCAUCGACGGAGAGAAUAGCUUCACGUGCAACUGCUUCUCGGGUUUCACCGGAAAAUUGUGCCAGACGCAGAUCGACGAGUGCGAGAGCAAUCCGUGCCAGUUUGGAGGUAGAUGCGAGGAUCGUAUCAAUGGCUACCAGUGCAUUUGCCGACCGGGAACGUCCGGCACCAACUGCGAGGUCAACGUCAACGAGUGUUACAGCAACCCCUGCCGAAACGGAGCCAGAUGCAUCGACGGCAUUAACAGUGGAUAUGAUAUCCUGUUUCCCAGGUACUCCUGCGAGUGCGAGCCCGGUUUCACCGGACAGCACUGCGAGACCGACAUAAACGAGUGCGCGAGCAAUCCGUGCGCGAACGGCGGUCGCUGCAUCGACAUAAUCAAUGGCUACAGAUGCGAGUGCCCGCGCGGUUAUUACGACGCCAGGUGUCUGAGCGACAUAAACGAGUGCGCGAGCAAUCCGUGUCUGAACGGCGGCUCUUGCGACGACGGGGUGAACCAGUUCAUUUGUCGUUGCCUGCCCGGUUACGGCGGCAAGCGAUGCGAAGUGGACAUAGACGAGUGCGGCUCGAACCCCUGCCAGCACGGAGGCACGUGUAUCGACCACCUGAACGGGUACAGCUGCAAGUGCCUGCCCGGUUACACCAGCACCAAUUGCGAGAUCAACGUCGACGACUGCGCCAAUAAUCCCUGCCAAAACGGCGGAUCCUGCAUCGACCUUGUCAACGACUACAAAUGCGUAUGCGAGUUGCCCCACACCGGCAGAAAUUGCGAGGACAAACUGGAUCCUUGCUCGCCGAACAAGUGCCAUCACGGAGCGAAGUGCUCGCCGUCGUCGAAUUUCCUCGAGUUCGCAUGCACGUGUACAGUCGGCUACACAGGCAGACUGUGCGACGAGGACGUGAACGAAUGUGUGGUGACGUCGCCUUGUAGAAAUGGUGCCACUUGCGUGAACACAAACGGUUCGUACAUUUGCAUGUGCGCGAAGGGCUACGAGGGCCGUGAUUGCAUCAUCAAUACCGAUGACUGUGCAUCAUUUCCUUGUCAGAACGGCGGCACUUGUCUGGAUGCUGUCGGCGAUUACACGUGUUUGUGCGUGGACGGUUUCAGCGGCAAGCAUUGCGAGAUCGACAUUGACGAGUGUCAGUCGCAACCAUGUCUAAACGGAGCCAGUUGCAGGGAAUACGUCAACUCGUACACGUGCCAGUGUCUUCUCGGCUUUUCCGGAAUCAAUUGUCAGACCAACGACGAGGAUUGCGCCGAGAGCAGCUGCAUGAACGGCGGCAAAUGCAUAGACGGCAUCAACAACUACACGUGCAUCUGCAAACCCGGCUACACCGGCUCCAACUGUCAGUAUCGCAUCAACGAGUGCGACAGUUCGCCUUGCAAGAAUGGCGCCACUUGUCUCGAACAAGGAACGCAUUACGCGUGCCACUGUCCCUACGGUUACACAGGUCAGCGUUGCGACGAGUACGUCGACUGGUGCGCCGACAAUCCGUGCGAGAAUCAGGCAACGUGCGUGCAGCACAAGAACAAAUAUCACUGCAACUGCUCGCCCGGAUGGACCGGCAAGGUAUGCGAUGUGGAAAUGGUCUCGUGUAAAAAUGCCGCCAUUCGCAAGGGCGUGCCGGAAAAGAAUCUCUGCAACAACGGCACUUGCGAGAACAUAGGCAACAGCCAUCUCUGCCAAUGUCUGGAAGGCUAUACCGGUUCUUACUGUCAGAUAGAGAUAAACGAGUGCGAAUCCGCGCCGUGCCAGAAUGGCGCAACUUGCAAAGACCUCGUCGGUUCAUAUCAAUGCAAUUGCGUCGCAGGUUUUCAGGGUCAAAACUGCGAGCUUAAUAUCGACGAUUGCCACCCAAAUCCCUGCCAGAAUGGCGGUAUAUGCCACGAUCUGAUCAAUACAUUUUACUGCUCGUGUCCGCCCGGCACUCUCGGCUUCAUAUGCGAAGUUAACGUAGACGAUUGCACACCCAGCUCGUGCCACAACAACGGCACGUGCAUCGACAAAGUGGGCGGCUUUGAAUGCAAAUGCCCUCCCGGUUUUGUUGGGCCGAGAUGCGAGGGCGACAUUAACGAGUGUCUGUCGAAUCCGUGUACCUCACCUGGCACUUUGGACUGCGUGCAACUAGUCAACAACUAUCACUGCAAUUGUAAAUCUGGAUACAUGGGUCGUCACUGCGAGCACAAAGUCAAUUUCUGCGACAGCUCACCUUGCCAGAAUGGUGGCGUGUGCACCGCCAAGCACGACGGACACACAUGUCUCUGUCCCAGCGAUUAUCACGGUGACAAUUGCGAGUUCGUCGGCUCGUACUGCGACACCGCGCCGUGCUUGCACGGCGGUACAUGUCGCAUCAUCAACAACGACGAUGGUUAUCGGUGUUACUGUCCGCCAGGCACAACUGGCAAGAACUGUGAAAUCGACUUUCUCGACGAAUGCGCGAGCAAUCCGUGUCAGCAAAUUAAUGCUGUUUGCGAGAACUUGUACGGUGAUUACGUCUGUUACUGUCCCGCCAAAUGGACUGGCAAGAAUUGCGAAAUAUACGACCCGAAUUAUCUUGGCGGCAUAUACGGUCGACCCAACUUCAACGUGCCUAAGGUCGCGAGCGAGUCAGAUUUGGAACGCGAACGAAGAAAGUGUCGCGAGAACAACUGCGAGAAGAAGGCUCGUAAUUUCAUAUGUAAUGAGGAGUGUAAUAAUUACGCGUGCAACUUUGACGGCAAUGAUUGUACACUGGGCAUUAAUAAUCCGUGGCACAACUGCACCGCAAAAAUCAGUUGCUGGAAUGUGUUUGGAAAUGGCAUUUGCGACGAGGCCUGCAACAAUCCGCAAUGUCUCUUCGACGGUAGAGAUUGCGAGAAGAAACUUCCUCCUUGCAAUCCGAUCUAUAACGCGUACUGCGAAAAACAUUACGCCAACGGCCAUUGUGAUUACGGUUGCAACAAUGAGGAAUGCAACUGGGAUGGUCUCGACUGCGAGAGGGAACCGCCGUCGAUAGCCGAAGGUGUCAUCUCCGUGGUCGUGCGAAUGGAGAUAAAAGAUUUCCGUGAUCACCUCGUGGGGUUCUUGCGUAGAGUGGGACACGAGCUAAGAACAACGUUACGAGUGAGGAAGGAUGAAUACGGCAACGACAUGAUAUAUCCUUGGAAACACGAAAAAGGAGAACCUAUUCCGACUCAUUUCCGAUCGCCCAAGAUCGAUAAGGAGAACUUGCCUGGCUCCAUUGCCUUUCUCGAAAUCGACAAUCGCAAAUGCGAGAUGAUGCAAGGCGCGGUCUGCUUCCCGUCGGCAAACGAAGCGGCCGAAUAUUUGGCUGCCACAGCAUCGAGACACACGUCAACGUGGGACUUCCCUAUUGAACAAGUGCGAGGCGUCAUGGGGUCUCAGAGUCCAGAAUAUCCGGACAGUCCGACGAAUUACAAAUACGUUUUCAUCGGUGUUGUUAUUGUGGUGCUCGGCGGAUUGUUGGUAGGCGUUUUGGUAACCGCACAGAGAAAGCGUGCGGUAGGAGUGACAUGGUUUCCCGAAGGAUUUUUGAGAACCAACAGUGGUAGCGGUCAGCGACGCCGUUCGCGUCGUCGCGGUCCAGACGGUCAGGAGAUGCGCAAUUUGAACAAACAGCCGUCUGUGAACUGUAUGGACAUGGACGUAGCGAACGGCCGAGUGCAGUCGCAGUGGUCUGAUGACGAGUCCGAUUUACCACCGUCAAAACGGAUGCGCGCGAUCGAGCCUGGUUACGCGAGUGAUCACACCGCUAUCACGGAUUACGAGGAAACUGAGCCGCGCAUGUGGACGCAGCAACAUCUAGAUGCGGCCGAGAUACGACGACCGGACGCGGGCGGCGUGUUGACGCCACCCAGUCUGGAACACGACCAAGAUGUGGACGCGCGUGGUCCUUGCGGCAUGACACCAUUAAUGGUAGCAGCUGUACGUGGCGGCGGACUCGACACCGGUGAGGAGGAGGAUGAGAGCGACGGUACCGCGGCGGUGAUCGCCGAUUUGGUUGCUCAGGGUGCAGAUUUGAACGCCACUACAGAUAAGAGCGGCGAAACAUCGCUGCAUUUAGCUGCGCGUUACGCUCGCUCAGACGCAGCCAAGAGACUGCUGGACGCGGGCGCUGACGCAAACUCGCAAGACAAUACCGGUCGCACGCCGUUACACUCUGCGGUCGCAGCCGAUGCUAUGGGAGUAUUCCAGAUCUUGCUGCGUAAUCGCGUUACGAAUUUGAAUGCGCGUAUGCACGAUGGCACUACGCCGCUAAUACUGGCCGCACGUUUGGCUAUCGAAGGUAUGGUAGAAGAUCUCAUCAACGCUGACGCGGACAUAAACGCUGCCGAUAACAGCGGCAAGACCGCGCUGCACUGGGCUGCGGCGGUUAAUAACGUCGACGCCGUGAACAUACUGCUGGUGCAUGGCGCAAACAGAGACGCUCAAGACGACAAGGACGAAACACCGCUGUUCCUUGCUGCUCGCGAGGGCAGCUUUGAAGCGUGCAAAGCGCUACUGGACACAUUUGCCAACAGGGAGAUCACCGAUCACAUGGAUCGGUUACCGCGCGACGUUGCUAGCGAGAGACUACAUCACGAUAUAGUGAGACUACUCGACGAGCACGUGCCAAGGUCGCCGCAAAUGGUCACAGUUAUUCCCAAUGGUCCUCUCAUGGGAUCUCCAAAUCAUCCACAAUUAAUCACACAUCCAACUGUGAUUGGUUCAGCGCCGAAGCAGACCAAAUCCAAGAAGCGGCCGAAAGCGAGUGGCGCGGGAAACCCAAACAGUCCGGAAUCAGAAAGCGGCGGUGCGGUAGUGAUGGUAAGGCGAAAGCCAUCGUUGAAAAAACCGACGACAAAACGCGGCGCGCAGCCCCCAAACCAGGAGAUUCCGCAAGGCGCGGAAGGCGCCGAAGGCAACCUGCCGACGAGUCCGUACGACAGCGCGAGCCUUUACAGCAACGCCUUGCCAUUGGUAGCUCACACAACGACGGCGAAGCAACCACCACCUUACGAAGAUUGUAUUAAGAGUCAGUCGAUGAGUCUGCAACAGCUCGGUUUAGAUACAUUCGCGACCAAUUACGGGCUGCCGUUUCACGAGCAGCUCUUAGCGUCGCAUCAACGACAGCAGCAAGGCAUAGUUAACACACUGUCGCCGCCGUACAGCAAUCAGUCACCGCCGCAUUCGGUGCAAUCCAACAUGACUCUCUCACCGCAGGCGAGUUACAUGGGCUCGCCGUCGCCGGCGAAAAGCCGACCGUCGCUGCCCACCUCGCCGACUCAUAUUGCCGCUUUACGGCAGGCGACACAUCAGAAACACGGCAGCAUGCCGCCCAUGGGCUUUGACUUCGACAAUUUGCCUUACUCUUCCAGUCAGCCGCAACAACAACAGCAAAUGCAGCAGACACAACCGCAGCAACAGCAGCCGCAGCAACAACAACAGCAGCAGCAGCAGAGCACGCAGCAGCAGCAGCAGCAACAGCAGCAACAACAACAACAACAACAACAACAGACGCAACAAUAUUAUCAGUACUUGACACCGCCGUCCCAUCAUUCCGGCCCCGAUGUCACACCGCAGCAUCUCAUGCAGGCACCCGAAAGCUUUCCAACGCCAUCGCCUGAUAGCCCGGGCCAUUGGUCUUCGAGUUCGCCGCACUCGAACAGUGACUGGUCCGAGUGUAUAGCCUCACCACCGAAUGCCUACGGCGCCGGUGGCGGUGCUCACCAAAGUAACAAGGGCUCCGAGGCGAUCUACAUAUGAUACCAACAGCGGUGCUCACUUCCUCGCGCGAGUAAGUCAUAAAUUGUGAAAACGUGAAGAAAAGAGAACUGCUAACUCUGUGAUUAGCUCGUUGAGUUUGAGCCUCGGACGUUCGGGAGGAACGAUGAUGGCGAAGACAACGACGAAGGGCUCUUCUAUAUAAUAAAAUCGAUGGCAAGAAGAGGUAUUUUUUUUUAUCUUUCGUUUGUCGGAAGAGCUAUACUAUAGAAAUUUGUUUUAUAUUAAUGCGUAUCGAUGUUGAGCACUGAAGAUUGAACAACUAAGUUGUAGUUACAAUUAUAAGUGCGUAAUUACACACAAUAUUUACACAUAUAAUUAUAUAUAGAAAUCAUAUGUUUUUCUAUAUAAAAUUAUUGGAUAGACAAUGAUCUAUCUACUAGUUACAAUUAUAAAUGCGUAAUUACGCACAAUGUUUGGACAUAUAAUUAUAUAUAGAAUCGUAUGUUUUUCUAUAUAAAAUUAUUGGAGAAAAAAACCAACUAGCAAUUGUAUACUCGCAACUGUAUAUUUGUUCAUCUGUUUUACACUAGAGAGACUAUGCAAAUGUAUUUUGUACUCAACACUGAUGCGCAUAAAUAUAUACGUGUAAUUAAUAUAUUCAAUCUUUUUUCAAGACCGAUUGUGCCUCUGAUAAGAAGCUUAGGAAAAGUAUGGAUAGAGAAGAAUUGUAUGAUAUUUUUAUGAAAAAAAAAAAAAAAAAAUA